CAGACACUGAAGAUGUGGGUCAUGAGGUCCCCACCCCUCCUGCUACUGCUCUCAGGGGGGAUCCUGGCCUUGACUGAGGCCUGGGCAGGCUCCCACUCCCUGAGGUAUUUCCACACCAUGAUGUCCCGGCCCGGCCUCGGGGAGCCCCGCUUCAUCACGGUGGGGUACGUGGACGACACGCAGUACGUGCGGUUCGACAGCGACGCUCCGGGUCAGAGCGUGGAGCCGCGGGCGCCCUGGGCGGAGCAGGUGGGGCAGGAGGAUCGAGAUGAGGAGACGCGGAUCCAGAAAAACAACGAACAAUCCUUCCGAAAGGGCCUGCACACGCUGCGCUGCCACUACAACCAGAGCGAGGCGGAGUCUCACACCAUCCAGAACUUGAGCGGCUGCGAGGUGGGGCCGGACAGGCGCCUCCUCCGCUGGUACAGUCUUUUCGCCUACGACGGCGCCGAUUACAUCGCCCUGAACGGGGACCUGCGCUCCUGGACCACAGCAGACGAGACUGCCCAGAUCACCCGGCGGGAGUGGGAGGCCAGUGGCUUGGCUGAGCGCCUUAAGAAAGAGCUGGAGGGCAGGUGCGUGGAGUGGCUGCUCAGAUUCCUGGAGAUGGGGAAGGAGACUCUGCAGCACGCAGAUGCCCCUGAAACACAGGUAACUCAUCACCCUACCUCUGAGCAUGAGGUCACUCUGAAGUGCUGGGCCCUGGGCUUCUACCCUGUGGAGAUCACCCUGACCUGGCAGCGAGAUGGGGAGGACCUGACCCAGGACACAGAGCUGGUGGACACCAGGCCUGGGGGGGACGGAACCUUCCAGAAGUGGGCAGCUGUGGUGGUGCCUUCUGGAGAGGAGCAGAGAUACACGUGCCAUGUGCAGCAUGUGGGGCUGCCGGAGCCCCGAGUCCUGAGAUGGGAGCCCCCUCCUCAGAACUCCACCCCCUCCGGGGGCCUCAUUGCUGGCCUGGUUCUCCUUGGAGCUGUGCUCACUGGGGCUGCGGUGGCUGCAGCUGUGAUGUGGGAGAAGAAGCGCUCAGGUGGAAAGGAAGAAGCUAUUUUCAGGUUGGAGUGUGAGACAGCUGCCUAGUAGGACUGAAUGAUGGUUCCCACUGUGUGACUUCCAGCUCCACUGGUUUCCUUCCUGAAAGGGCAUCUGCAUGUGUCCAUGAGCAUAAUGCCCACCAGGCCCCCUCCCCAGACUGACCCAAUUCUCCCUUGAUGGCUUCACUGUUCUAGCAGAGAUGGGGCUGAGCAGACUGUAUCCUGUAUUUAUUUUGUUUUUUCCCUAAGGAAUAACAUUUAACCAAUAAUUCCUUAUUGAAAAUAAUAAUCUAGAUGUAAAAUCAUCUUUUCUAUUUUUGUCAUGAAUGUUAAUAAAAAGAUUCCUAAAAUCUGAAAGAAGGCAAAUGGGAGACCUGAGGACCUGCUGGAAUCUCUUGCUUGCUGUGCUGAAUCUGUGCAGGUCGAGGCGGGAGAGGCAGUGAGGGGCCGACAGGGACAGGGCUAUGUCCAGUCGGUGCUCAGGGCAUCAUGGCUGUGAUGUGGUCACUCCUCAGGGCAUCUCUCUGCCCUUUUUCCUUGUCCCUCAUAGCACCUGUCCACCAGGCCUGAGAUCACAGGGGCUUAGACACUGCCUGUUUUGUCUCCAAGAAGUUGGCCUACAGAACUCGAUCAUGGCUGCAUAAAACUAACUCAUUCACUCUGGACCCCUAGGAAUGAUUUGCAUGAAACCCCAUACCAGUAAGAGGCACAACCUCUGAACCAGUGGGCGGUGCUCACAAUCAACUUUCGGGGGGAGCUUUUCCAACACCACCCCCUCAGUAGGGCUGAUGGGAAACGGGUGGAGUUGAAGAUCUUGGGAGAUUGAAAAGAGGGCUUCUAGUGGUCGUUCAGGCACUGGUAAAGAGGGGUAGCCCCAAGUUUGCCACUUAAGGCUUCAUUUUGGACCUUAGUACCUCAGCAGGUGCUAGUGGGGCCAGACAGAGAGCUCCUGGCCAGUUCUCACCGUGUAUAUUCUGUCUCUCUUUCUCCCUCUUUCCCUCUCUCCCUAUAAAUAAAUUCCGCUCUUGCCAUUUCCUGCUCUAUACCUGCUUUUAAAUCCUGUCUUGCAGUUUGUUAGCCCACUGGUGAGGACCCAGCAAGCAGG
Condylura cristata (star-nosed mole) is the source of this 2139-nucleotide messenger RNA. Its product is annotated as HLA class I histocompatibility antigen, B-40 alpha chain-like. The record is from RefSeq and is a predicted model, not a curated record. Gene Ontology annotation, cellular component: external side of plasma membrane. The transcript is spliced from 7 exons. Gene Ontology annotation, molecular function: peptide antigen binding; signaling receptor binding. Gene Ontology annotation, biological process: antigen processing and presentation of endogenous peptide antigen via MHC class I via ER pathway, TAP-independent; immune response; antigen processing and presentation of endogenous peptide antigen via MHC class Ib. Lineage: Eukaryota; Metazoa; Chordata; Mammalia; Eulipotyphla; Talpidae. Bases 13 to 1080 code for a protein of 355 amino acids.